Molecule: messenger RNA, 390 nt
Organism: Fonsecaea erecta
Lineage: Eukaryota; Fungi; Ascomycota; Eurotiomycetes; Chaetothyriales; Herpotrichiellaceae
Exons: 2
Coding region: 1-390 (129 amino acids)
Source: RefSeq, a predicted model, not a curated record
AUGGAGCUCAGGAAUGGCACCUCCACAAACCAAGGCUCGAUCCACCAGGCUGAUCAAUGGGGAAACCACUCCCAAUGUCACGGAACCAUGGACUUCGAUCGCAGCCAAUACCACACCUUUGCUGUCCUCAUUGAUCUGAGCGACGACGACUAUAGCAAACAAUCCAUCAAAUUCCAGCUUGACGGCCAAACGUACUACACGGUUCAAGGGGACAAUUCCAGUGGGGAGGCAAGGCAAGGUUGGGAGAGGAUUGCCCACAGCGCAUUCUUCCCGCUCCUGAACAUCGCCGUGGGAGGUGACCACCCAGGAAACCCCAACGAUCAGACGCUGCCUGGCUUGGAAAGUGGCAUGACGAUUCAGUGGUUGGCAGUGUACAAGUCAUGGUAUUGA